AGUCGUGUUUCAGCGUUGAUCUAGUUCACUCAUAUGUGUGUAUACACAUUUUUGGUUCUCUCACCCGCUCGCUAUUCGUCUCUCAUUUUGCAACGAAACAUUUCAUACCGAUUAAUUUUCCUUUUUUUUUUGUCGCUCGAAACAAACAUCAACAACGGUGUGUGAAUCAGUGAACACUUUUAAAUUGCAGAUUAUUUUCGAAAACACAUUGAAAGAAAUAAAACUUAUACGAUAAACAGUACAAAUUCAAAUCUUGAAAGUAAAUCAUUCUAAAAUAAUAAAAACAAAUACCAAAGUGUAGUUUUAAUCGCAUUUCUAAAAAAAAUCAUAGCAAACGAAGUUUUAAAAGACACAAAACCAUUGAACUGAACUACCAAAAUUAUUGGAACAUGAUUUUUAAAUUCAAAGUGACCCAAAGAAAUUAAAAUUCAAAUCAAAACCACAUCGAAUACAUUUUUUUUCUGCCAUCUGAAUUUAGAAGCAAUGUUUAGUUUGUGAAUUAAAAGAAAGAUUUUUCGGUUUUGGUUUUUGAUGAACAUUUGAAACGGUCACUAAGAAGUGAAUUGCCGUUCCUGGGAUUCAAUCAGCCAACCACACACUCAUCCGAUAUUCUCAUUUGGCCCAAAGACAAACAAACCCUUCAAGAUGUCAAUGUCAGCUCUUAGUUUUUUACAAAAUGCUCAAACCACCGCACAAAGUUUGGCUGCGUUGCAAGCAAAUAUUUUGGCCAAUAUGAAGCAAGAAGAAUUGAAUCAAAAUUCACCGCUAUCGCCAUCAUCAUUGGUUGCGGCCACUUUGCCACCAGAGGCAACGAAUUUGUAUGCUGGUCUGUUCAGUGCAGCGACUGGAUCGCCAAUCAAUAUGCUAACACCGCAAAUGUUUGCGGCGAAUCAAACGGCCGCUCUAUUGGCCGCUCGCUUGAAUUCAUCAACAUCAAAUUUCUAUCCUCACUCACUGUUCCCAUGGCAAUUGCCUCCGAUGGGCAACUCUCCGCCAAUUUCGCCCAUCUCACCAGCGUUGAGUGUGAAAAGUGUCAAGAAAAUCAACAGCAACAAUAACAUCGUAACAACAACCAGCGAUGAAGCCAAUAAUUACGAGUUGAGUCUUAGCAAUUUGGGUGAAAAUGAUUCGAACACCAGCAAAAUGUCGGCGAAGAAAUCGAACAGUCGGAAAACGGUAAACUACAAGAGGAAGCGUAAUCAAAUGUUGUUUCAGCCAUACAGUGGUUUGGAAUCAUCACCAAAAACAGGUCGUGCAGUGAGCCCAGGUCCAAUUAGCCCACCCACCUCCGGUUCAUCGCCACAAUCGAUUGGCUCGGUUGAACAUCAGUCGCCAUCGUCAACGUCGAUUCGUACCACACCAAACAAAGAGCCAACUCGUGAUAAAUCGUUCACAUGCCAAACAUGCAACCGAUCAUUCGGCUACAAACACGUGCUGCAAAACCAUGAGCGCACCCACACCGGCGAAAAACCAUUUGCAUGCCCCGAGUGCGACAAACGAUUCACGCGGGACCAUCACUUGAAGACGCACAUGCGAUUGCACACCGGCGAAAAGCCAUACCACUGCAAAUUCUGUGACCGUCAAUUCGUACAAGUGGCCAAUUUGCGACGCCAUUUACGCGUUCACACCGGUGAAAAACCAUACGCCUGUGACAAAUGCAACUGCAAAUAUUCGGAUUCAAAUCAGCUAAAAACCCAUAUGAUCAUUCACAAAGAUGAAAAACCAUUCCGAUGUGAAACAUGUAGCGCCAGUUUCCGUCGCAGUCAUCAUUUGGUCAAUCAUAAAUGCUCAAAUGCACCGCUCACACCGGCCACAUCACCCAUCAUUUCGAUUGAAAAUAAAUCGGUGACAUCACGGUCUGAGGUUAGCGAACGUUCACUUGAUUUGAACAGUCCAAAUGUAGCGCUUCUCAAGCACUUUAAAUUGAAUCAGAGUCUAAGUGCGGUUCAUCAAACACAAACACUACAGCAGAUCUAUGAGAGUACAUUGUCAACGAUUAUCGAAAAUUCCGGCCAUGAAAUGCCACUUGAUUUGAGCGUCGAAUCAAAUUCGGAGAGUGGCGAAAAGCGAAACAGCCGCAAAUCGAAUGAUCCACGUCACAUUCCACGCAUAAACAAACAGGAAUCGAUUGAAGCGCCUGCUUCAGAACAAACCGAACCGGAAGAUCUCAGCAUGCAUUCACCACGAUCCGGAUCACCGUUGCUCAGCGAAGAAGAUCUCGAUGAUUUAGACGAUGCCGAAGCAUUGAAUCGCAAACAAAGCCUACAAAUGUCCAAAUGCUGAUAAUGUUUGACGGACUUUUGUGAGACAACUAACCAUGCAGCAUCGCAUCAUUCAGCGGCAAAGGUAACAUUAGCUCUGCAUUUCAUGUAGUGCUGGAAAGAAAACGGGCGAAAAAUUUACAAAUUUCGACUUUAGCUGUGUUUUAGACAAAAAAAAAUGUAUGUUAAAGGCACGGAAUGAUUCAAUAUCAAAUCAAAAUUUCGUCAUCAAAAUCGCAAAAAAUGAAUUUUGAAACGAAGUUUUUUAAAUGAAAGAUAGAAGCUAACAUUGAAUCAUUCCUUCCCUUUCCACCGAGAUAAAAGUGAAUCUUUUCAGUUCGAUUCGUUCGAUUAAGUUCGCUUUUUUCCUCUUUAGUUGAUAUUAUGAACUAAUUCAAUUGUUAAACUAUGUGUUUUUUUCUUUUAAAUUAUUUUUCCUUGUGUUUGUUAAUAUUGCUUUUGAAAAAGUGAUUUUUUUGUACAAUUAUUCAAUGGGAAUGAAGUGAGAACAAAAAUCCAUUCAAUUGGUUGUUCAAGCUAAAUUCACAUCUAAAAUCGAUGCGGUCGAUCGAUGUUGAUCCGAUCAAAUCGCACCAAAUCUGUGGUUCCAUCUGAGUACACCAAACAAUCAAAAAUUAUUAGUUUUUAUCCAAUUUUUUUGACGUAAAUUUUUAAUUUAAAGACUAUUUUUUUUAGUAAUUUAACAUAAUUUAAUUGAAUAUUAUUUCUGGUCAUUGUUUCUGUUGCUUUCCUUGAUUUCUCUCACACGAAGUAAAAAAAAAAAAACACUGAUGAUAACGAUCGGCUGUUGCUAAAUGACGGAAAACACAGACAAUUCUGACAGACAAAAUCAAUGUACUGAUCCAAAUAUCAGGGAAUAAUUUAUUAACAUUAAGCUAAUUUACUUUUAAGCACAUAUUUAUACCAGACAAAGUAUAACAAAUCAAUUGAAACGUAACUUUUAAUUAGACAAGCCAUACAUACACUCAUCUCGAUACCAAAUUAGAUAAUUAAUUUUCAAAUGAAUGUAAAUAUUUGCUCUUUAGUCGUUUAAAAGGAAAAGAAACCAUUGUAUUAAUGUCGAUAUGACAGGAAUGUGCAUGAUAACAAAUGAUUGAUGGAGUUCGUUGGUUAGGUAGACUGUUUUCUUUUAUUAUUAUUAUUAUUAUUAUUAUUAUUUAUAUCACACUUUUCAUUCGCCGCGUUGAUUUUAUUCGUCGUAUAGAAACUAAAUUAUAAUAUGUGAACCAAAUUUUUUUGAACAACAAAAAACAACAACACACAAAUCAGACAUAAAAACAUGAAAUAAACAUUGAAAUUGAUCCAAAAA
Messenger RNA from Sitodiplosis mosellana (orange wheat blossom midge), 3591 nucleotides. RefSeq names its product protein krueppel. Gene Ontology annotation, biological process: regulation of gene expression. The transcript has 2 exons. Lineage: Eukaryota; Metazoa; Arthropoda; Insecta; Diptera; Cecidomyiidae. Bases 646 to 2283 code for a protein of 545 amino acids. Gene Ontology annotation, cellular component: nucleus. The record is from RefSeq and is a predicted model, not a curated record.